AGUGUUGGAGAAGAUAGGGAAGGCAGCAUACAAACUACUUCAGCCUGAUGCUUGUCAAUUACAUGAUGUGUUUCAUGUCAGCCAACUCAAGAAACACUUGGGACAGCAUGCCAUUCCAAGUCCAGAGCUCCCAUUGAAUGACAGCAAGGGCAAUAUCAAGGUGGCAUCUUCAGCUAUCGUACAAAGAAGAAUGAUACCUCGCAACAAUGAACCAGUGGUACAGUGGUUGAUCAGCUGGGUAAACUUGCCAGAAUCUGAAGCCACAUGGGAAGAUGCUGCUUUUGUCAGGAGGAUUUUUCCAUCAUUUCACCCCUGAGGACAAGGGUCUCAGGGGGGCAUUGUCAGGCAAGGUGUUCAAUUAAGUUUUGUCAGAAACAGAUACAAGGGUAGUUGGCGUCCAGUCUACCACUUCGUCGAAUUCAAUUGCUAUUGUCCAGUACACAUCCGACGGUCCAGGACCACGACUCACGGAAGACUGUUAUCUUUCUCUUGUCAGCCAAUGGAACAGUAGUUUAGUUCAUCUUAAACGAUGCUUAAUGUAAUGAUCUCGCCACCUGUAUUUAGGCGCAGAUCGAGCUCGAGGUCGGGCAGGAAGACAAAAGAACUAGCAAACCCUAGGUAGUCUUUAGUGUUAGAUGUAGUCUUUCCCCGUAACAACGACGGCGUAUCUCCACCAGGAAGUUCACACUGAACCUGACCUGGCGGCUGCAGCUCUGAAUUCUACGAUUCGAAGAAGCCAGCGAGGUAGGGGAAGAAGAAGAUCAGGAAGGCUUUGAGUGCAUCAAAAGAAAGCUGCUCCAUCUUCUGCAGCCUCACCUGAUCGACAAAGCCAGCCGAGGCCUCCGCCCCGAGGGCUUCGCUGAGCUUGCCGGUGGCGAGGGUGUCGAUCAAGAUGUUGGGGAUGGGUUCUACGAGCCCGAUGCAGAUGCCGGCUUCGUAGAGGCGCCCGAGCAUGAUGUGCUGAUUCCCAGCAUCGAUCCGGAUGCACGCCUCCUUGUACGCCGCGUCCAUCUUCGCGAGCAUGUGCGACCUGUCCUCAUCUUGCUCCUGCUUGUAGGGGAUGUACCGUCGCUAUGGCCGAACAGCGCGGAGGUUGCUUCCGCCGUCCAACGGCAAUGGAGAGUGACGGGCGGGCUCUGGGUUUGGGAUUUCUACCUGUUCUCCAUUUGAGGAAAAAUUGGCAAGGCGUGUGGUCGGCCGCGAGGCAAACGGGUAAUAUUUAAUUAUUUGCUAUCCUUAUGGGUGGCACCUGCUCACUUGCCAUCCUUAUUUUGGCUUCUAUAUUUUUAUCACCCCUCUACAAUCGAAACUAAUAAAUUGUCAAUUUUGACGACGUAGCAUGCCAAGUCACCAUACCAGCGUAGAAGGGUCACGUGAAAAGACCCUUUACCCCUGCCAUUCUUUCAGCUCAGCUCUCUCUUUCUUCUAACCUCCGCUUCCCUCUCUCCGAUGGCCCGUGCUAGUCACGAGCGCCUCCUAGACCGAGGACGCGCGGUGCAGGGAGUGUGUCACCCGUCACCCAGCCAGUCGCCUGGCUAGCUCUAGCUAGCUUCUCCAUGUUGAUUUGUUGCACGCACGGCAACACACGAAGGCACAUUUUCUUCUCUAAUUUUGGUCUACCAGCUUCAUAAACGGCUUCCACCUCGGUGGAGGCAAAGCCGGAAUUGAUGAUGUUGUUUUGCCAAAUAUUUUUCAAAACGGCUUCAGCUCCACCAAAAAAGCCGCUCCACUAGAGAAGUCGAAACUGUUUUUGGAGGAGCCGCAGCCAUACUAAACGGGACCUUAUUAGUUUAUUCCUCCUGAUUAGAGGCUCCGCUGGCUCUGGCAUUAUGGUAUUCAGCAGGAUCUGCAAUAUGUGAGGGGCAGGUUGGUCAGACUCUGUUUAUGCAGCGCCUUGAUCAUUUCUUAUAUCAAUCCUUCUCAUAUAUGUCAUAGCUAAGUAGAACGAUUGAUGCCUGCAGUUAUCUCAAUCUUGUUCUUCGCCAUGUUGGCCUGCAGUAAUUUUCCCACUGAAAAACCUAUUAAUCUGAAAAGGGCUUUAGGUUCAUUGUUGAUGGUCGUACUUGGCAGUGUUGAUGGAGCUAUUUUAGCAUACGAGACCAACUAAACUAAUAUUUAUCAGGCAUGAAAUUAUUUAUUCUCCUUAAGUAUCUACGCGCUGAACUUAAAUCCACAUUUCACUAUUAACAGCAUCCAAAGACCAAAAUGAAUGGUCAACUCACCCUAUGUAAACAGGCCGCAUAAUUAGGGUUCAUGCAUCCUCCACACGCAAGCCAAUCAGAAAUAAACAUAGAACCAGCUAAUCUUGCCUCUAGAUUUGGGCCUAAAACAAUGUGUUCCAUUGUGGCAAACUACUAUAUAAACACUAGUACCGUGUUGGGACCCUUCACAACGCAAGAAACAAAUGGGUACUCUCGGCAGAGCCAGUGCCUUGCUCUUCCUCACGCUCCUCCGCUCCACUGCAACUCUACCCACCCCUACCAAUGCAAGGCAUUUCCCUCAUAAGGAUGGCAUUAGUGCAAGCGCCAUCUAUGUCAGCAAGUUCUCAUUGCCACCGCUACCCUGGAAGUCUGACAGCAGCCAUGGCUCGGGAAGAGGCCACGGAUUCGGCUGGACCAUUUCACAUAAUGGGUCGGACACAAACAUUGGAUUUGGCGGGGGUGUUGGUGGUGGCGUUGGUACCACUCAUGCUGGUGGUUCUAGUGCAGGUGGCGGAGUUGGCCUUGGGGUCGACAUUGACAUGGGCAAAGGUGGAGUGGAUGUGGGCAUCGGUGUUGGCGGGGGUGGUGCCAUCAGUACCAAAAACGGAAGCACAAGUGUGCGUGCUGGUGGUGGAGAAGGCAUUGGAAUUCACUUCGGCCCAGAUGGUCUGACUGUCACCCAUGAAGGUGGUGGCAACGUAGGUGGUGGCGGUGAUGGUACAUCUAGCAGCGGAAGCGGUGUUGGACAUGCAGGUAAUGCUGUGGGUAGUGGCCAAGGCUCUGGAAAUGCAAGUGGUGGAACAGGCAGUGGUGAAGGGAGUGGAAGUGGCGCGGGACAAGGAGGCUAUGGAGGCGGCGGUGGGGGUGGCACUGGAAGUGGUCGCCAUCCGUGAGGAUUGAUUGUUCUGCGUGUGUGGAGAAAAUAAGCUUGGUUUGUGAUGUAGUGAGUAAGCUUAGUGUUGGAUUGCCGUGUGAAUCAUUAAUCAUGUAAGGUAGGUAUAAGAAUUUAGCGAUGCUAUUAUCUUUCGGUGAAUGAAUAUUUCUUCCGUAGGGAUUCC
Molecule: messenger RNA, 3259 nt
Organism: Panicum hallii
Lineage: Eukaryota; Viridiplantae; Streptophyta; Magnoliopsida; Poales; Poaceae
Product: glycine-rich protein 5-like
Exons: 2
Coding region: 2405-3094 (229 amino acids)
Source: RefSeq, a predicted model, not a curated record